AGGUUUAUGGUGAAAAACAUGGAGACUUACUACAGUAUUCAGGACUAUGGAGUUGCGCCCCCAGAAUACCAGCGAAAGGCCAUGUGAACUGAAGUCUGACCUUGAACUGGCUCAGCGUAUAUGAAUAUGAAUAAUCUCAGUGAAAUUCAAGUAUGUGAGAAAAACGGAGGAGCCAUUUGACGUGUGAGAAACGUUCCAAGAGAGGUGCAUGGGAGUGAAAUGAACUCCGAGAAGGGGAAGGAAAAUCCAGUGAGUAGUUCAGUGAAAAUGAACUUCUUGGGUUAUUUCUCUGUACCAUGAUAUACUUAAGCAUUUUUUCAAUAUAAUAAACAUAACAGAGAUUCUUGUGAUGUUAUAGACCCCAUGCAAAAAAAACUAACUUAAAAAAAAACUUGGUGUAGAUUCUACAAAUGUAACUUCUUUAUGUUUAGAAUAUAAUAUUAACUCUGUUCUAGUAAUCAAGUACAAGAAUAAGGCUGCUAGAGAGGCAAUUUAUUGUGCUUAAAGCAGUAAGCACUUUUACAGUACCUGGAGGUCUGAAAGGGAGAUACUGUUGGUAAUAAUGAAGUUUUAUAAUUUAGUCUGCUAUAUGCAUAGUUCCACAAAAUGUGAAUUAUACAUUCCAGUCAUGUUGAAAUGUUACCCAUGGAAAGGUAUAUUUCAUGUCCUUUAAUACAAAGUAUUUUACAGGUUUGUGGUACUUUCAGUGCAGAUAAUCAAAACAAAGAAAUACCAGCUCUUGGUGGUCAGAUCCAGAUAUGGGCAUAAUAAAGAUCUUUUAUUUUGUUUUAUGCAUCAGAUUCCAAAGUAUGGGAUAGAAUGAUUUUUCCAAUAUGUAAUUGGAAUUGAGAAUGUUAUGUAUUACCAUACUUCUUAUGUGCUACAUACACAGAAAAUUCAUUGGUAAGAUAUCCAGUGACCUUUUAUAUUUUGCUUGUGGAAACCUUCAUUAAGAAUAUCCUUAACAUUCCUGUUCUGUUUGAAGUAAAUAGGGUUUUAUUUUUCAUUUUUUUCCUGCAAAGAAUGUGUCACACCUGUACAAAAAUUUAUAAUGAUCAGUGCUUCUCUUAUUUAUGCCUUGUUUCAGCACUUGGUUUUGAAAUCAUAUUUUAUGGUUGUACAUAUCUGUACAGCUAACAUGUACAAAUUGGUGUACACAUGCAUUUUGGCAGGGUGAAUCAGAACUGUUGUAAAUUAUUGUGUGUAGCAGCUAGGGUUUUCCUACUGGAUGUGAAUACUACUUUCAUAGUGGUAUUGUGAUGGAUGUGAAUUUUUAAGGCCUUUUUCAAUAAAAUGUAGAUUUGCA
Molecule: messenger RNA, 1306 nt
Organism: Penaeus monodon (black tiger shrimp)
Lineage: Eukaryota; Metazoa; Arthropoda; Malacostraca; Decapoda; Penaeidae
Product: mortality factor 4-like protein 1
Biological process (GO): regulation of DNA-templated transcription; chromatin organization
Cellular component (GO): NuA4 histone acetyltransferase complex; nucleus
Source: RefSeq, a predicted model, not a curated record